This is a messenger RNA of Schistocerca piceifrons (Central American locust), 2214 nucleotides long. RefSeq lists its product as uncharacterized. Gene Ontology annotation, molecular function: protein binding. The transcript is spliced from 8 exons. Lineage: Eukaryota; Metazoa; Arthropoda; Insecta; Orthoptera; Acrididae. The record is from RefSeq and is a predicted model, not a curated record. The coding region runs from base 126 to 1163 and encodes 345 amino acids.
UCGGCGCUAUUCGGGAGAGCGUCUCACAGUAUCGAUUGCGAGACAGUGUGUGUAAGUGUGUACAUGUCGCGCGCAUCGUAAGCAAGCGGAGCGCGCGCUUGCGAACAUAUCUGACAGACAUCCACAUGACAACUCCUUCCACCUCGCCGCGGGCUGAAGGCCCACCCGACAGCAAAAUGGCUUCAGGCUGCAAUUACAGAGGCAGGCGCCACGUGCCCGCUGAAGGCAGCGUGAUGUGGCAUACGGGCAUCAAUGACUUACCAGACGAACUGCUGCUAAUGAUCUUGUCCCACGUGGCUUUCACCGAUCUACUGGAUGUGGUACCGAACGUGUGCCGUCGUUGGAAAAAGCUGUCUCAAGAUUCCAAGUUGUGGGCUGACAGGGAAUUCAAUAUUGGGGCCCUGUGGCAGUGCUACCUGGAUGACCGUAAGGGUGGUGGGAACGAGCAGGAAGCAAUAGAGAUCUUCCGAAACAUCCCGAACCUGUGUAUAGUGCGCAUGUGGUUCAAUGUCAACCCCCUCGUCAUCCAGGAGCUCUGCGAUCACUGCCCGAGGCUCGCGGAGUUGCACCUCCAUCCCAGUCAGAAGCUCACCUACUCGUUGCAGGUACUGAAGACCUUGGUGGAGAAGUGCACCAGAAUACACACACUGACGGCUCCCUACAAACUGCUGAAGUCUGAAAGGUGCUCGGAGGCCCUGUCGCAGCUGCACAACCUCCGUGUGCUGAAUCUGGAACCGGAAUACAAGGAAUUCGAUCGUAGCUCUACCCAGGAACCUUGUUUGGUGCGACCUCUGGUCAACGGAUGCCUGAAACUAGCCGAGGUCGACUUUGGGUUUACGUAUAUCAAUAUGGAAGACCUGAGGUACUUUCUGAGAACCAAGAGGAACACCCUCAGGUCGAUACGCAUAAAGUGGGCGAUGGGUGGGACGAGCUGUGUCCCACCGUUGCUGGAGGCCUGCACCGAGUUGGAACGUCUGGAACUCUGCGAGGAUGACGACUUUGAGAUGGUCCACAGUAUACCGAGAGAGGCGUUCACUGCCCUGGGAAAGCUGAAGAACUUGCAGGAACUCAGGAUAUCGAUCCCUAUUCGACUACCGCCUGGAGUUGCUCCUCUGGCAUUUAAGGGUCGAGGGCUGAAAAGAUUGAGAAAGCUGGACAUAUGAUGUGGACCUGGCUUGGACAAUGAGACAAUAAUUGCCAUCAGCCGUGGGCUCCCUGCUUUGCGGAACUCUCUGUCUGUGAUGCAAAGGUGCUCUCGGCUGCUGCCUUCUCUGAGAUCUACCGCCUGGAACAGCUUGAAAUAUUGGACGUGACAGAUUGCAGAACACUCGGCGGGGCCCUGUUCCCCUACCUCGUCGGGCUGCCGCGACUUCACACGCUUCGAAUGGAAAAUAUGGCUUUUGCGAUGCUACGACCGGGUGUGAGCAGCAUCCUCGAAUUGUCAGGUGUGCGCUGCCUGACAUUCGAUUAUUCCGUUGUCGCUGGAGUGCCCUUUGAAAAGUUUCCAGAAAAGCUCGUCAAUCUCAGGGAGCUGGGAGUCAAAGAGUGUCAAGGUGACCCGAAGGCCGUAGAAGGGCUGGCCAAGCAGAUGCCCGGUCUUAAAAUCCACGGCGUCAUUCGACCUUUGUAACCGGCUUUCUACGUGUCCGAUAACGAGAGUGGUGCAGGACUUGAAGAGGAGGAGAAUGUGUUGCUUUGCAGUGCAGAGGAAGCAGUGGAUGACUGGAGAGUUGCAGUGAUAGUUAAAGAGUGAUAACGAUGUCUAGGAUUAAAGCAGUAUAUCUGUUCUCUUUCUAGAGAAUAUAUAAAACUGAUAUGAUAUUUAUAGGGAACUAAUUUUAAAUACUGAUUGCAUCUCAGCUGGAAUAUUGUAACUGGGCCAAAAUUUAAUACUUCUCAACUUUUGUUACUAGACUGUGUGUCGUAGUGGACUGCUGCAGGCUGUCAGGUCGAAAAUAUUUAUUUUGGGUGUAACGUCACAUUAACAUUGGUGGAAACUGUUUUGAAACAGAUAAAGUGGCAAGACUGAUGAGGUAGCCAUUCUUAAAUAUCACUGGCUGGACUAGCAUGUAUUAUUGUGUACAGUAAUUAAUUUAAAAUAGUUAUGAAAUAUUUGUUAUCUGUUUAUCCAAAAAAAAUUUUCUUGCUUAUUUAUUCACUUUUUAUUUGUAUUAUGUGCAAGUUUCAUCAAAAUAAAUGUUCUCUUUGUGGUAA